Effrenium voratum is the source of this 198-nucleotide messenger RNA. Lineage: Eukaryota; Dinophyceae; Suessiales; Symbiodiniaceae. The record is from the annotation of a GenBank genome assembly.
GCAUGAGCGCGGCGCUGGCGGCUGCGCUUCUGACGACAGCCUGCGCGCAAGCUUGAGCUUGCGGCCGUCGUGCCAGCGUGGCCUGAACAAGAAGGCAGAUCUGCCGAUCGCCCACCGUCCCUUGCUGGGCGUCUGCCCGGACGAGGCAACUUUGGUUCAGCAGGCCAUGCUGGAGUCGCUGGAGGUGCUGCCCCUCAG